Molecule: messenger RNA, 4326 nt
Organism: Porites evermanni
Lineage: Eukaryota; Metazoa; Cnidaria; Anthozoa; Scleractinia; Poritidae
Source: the annotation of a GenBank genome assembly
AUGUUGUGGCUGAAGGAAAUGGGAACUGUUCUUGUUGUUCCUGUGGGAGAUGGUGAGUACUUUCUGCUCAGUGCCAUGGCGGGGAGAGAUGUUGUUUUGAACUUUACUGUUGGUCUGAGAGAAGAAAUAAUCGGAGAAAGCAAAAGCCAAUUUUACAAAACACAGAGUAACAAGUAUCAACGAAUGUUAGAAUGGUAAUAAUAAUACAUUGAUCAAAUAAAUUAAAAGAUAACAAAAACUGUUCAAAAUAAUGAUACAUGCAAGAUGAAGAUUAAAUGGCUAUCAGACUUACUGAAAAUUAUAUCCUGCAUAUUCACUCCUUGUUGUCGAUUUUUCAGUGACAGCUGUGCUUGUUUCAUUUAUAGGCUAGAAGGUAAAUGCAUUAUUAGGUUAUAAACCCAGAAUUGGUGGAUGUAAUUGCAGAAGUUGAAAGAUGAUGAUUAUGAUGAUGAUGAGGAGGAGGAGGAGGAGGAGAAGGACGACGGUUAUAAUGAUGAACGCGGUGAUGGUAAUGGUGAUAGUGACGAUUACAUUGCUGGAGCUGAUGACAAAGACAAUAAUAUAAAUGGCAAUGACAACUUAUGUAUGCAAUGUAAGAAAAAAAAUGACCACAAUGAUGGUGAUCAAUGGGAAAAUAUGAGGGGUAUAUACCAACACAUCUAGGAAGUGGGGUGGAGAGCGUAGGGAGAAAUGAAUUAGCAUCCUAUUUACUGUAGGAUCUAGCCCAGGAAACUGUCUAAAGAUCUGAAAUCUUCACAGGAAGGGUGGUGGUAACAGAUAGGGGUGGCGAAUGGUACCUCGAAUGGUAAAACAUGGGUCUCGGAAAAUUUUGGCAGGAUCUCGAAAUCUUGGAAGCGUUUUUGACAAGUCUCGAAAUCUUGUUUUUGCAUGGUUCGUUUUUACUUUUUUUGAGUCUCGAAACUUUUUACCAAAGAGUCUUGGGCUCGGAUUUCUAACAAGGAUCUCGGUGUCUCAGCAAGUCUCAGAUUUUACCAUUCGCCACCCCUAGAGAUCUUACCGAGGGGAAAAUUUCAAUAAUGUUUUUGUAUUCUGGAACACCUUAUUAAAUAUGGCAUCCAUGCGUGUGUACCUGAAGGGCCAUGUCAGUUUCUAAGAGACCAGGGGCAGACAUGAUGCUGUGUGUUGGACUGGCCACUUUGAGUCGGCUGACUGGUGAUUGACUCUUGAGGUAUUGAUGCCGAACAUGUGUCUGUUUCUGCCAUUCUUCAUUUUUAACAGAGGGUGAGAUUAUUCUUCUGUAAAGUUGAGCUAUACUGUAAUCAUCUUCAAUAAGUGAAGAGGGGAAACAAAAAUAUUUUGAGGAAAAAAUACAUUAUGCAGAAGUCAUUAUAAUAAAUUAGCUUAUAUGCAUUUCCAGCUGGUUUUUACAACGGUAUGUACCGGUAUUUUGUUUGAGUUUCCAUUAUUCUCAAUCAGUUUCACUAAGCAGACAAAAUCUUUGGGUUAUUGUAUUUAAAAUAAGUAACUUACAAAAAAAUACCCGCAUGGCCUGCAUGAACUGAAAAAGGUUUUUAAACCCUAUUUCCGCAUAAUUCUGCUCUUCAUGAGUGCAGCUGCAGUAAACCUAUUGAAAAGCUCAUGGAACUAUUAAUGUUCGAUUUCUAGGCACAGUUCAGUCUGGCUCAGUAUUGUGGGGCCGUAGGGUUUAUCUCGUGAUACGCAAUAAUUUUAUGAUUACCUGUUAUGCCUAAAACAACAAGCUUUAAUUUGUUAACUAGUCAUUAACAAAUAACUAAACGACCUAGAGUUGAUCAAAAGGCCGGACAAACAUCAUCAAAACAUUACUCAGUGUAUUUUGAUUUACUUUUUGAUUUCCUUUUGAAAUCAAAACAUGAGGGCAGCUUACCCAUUCUAGUAUGCGUCCUCCCAUAGCAACAAGGUCAGAUUUAAGUUAAUUUGUUCCAAAUUCUUGAGCAAAUUGCAAUGAAGUAGAGCAUCAUGAAGAUUUUUCACCACAGCGUUCGAAGACUUGAUCGUACAUUGCCUCACACAUUCCGAAGUUCCAAAGAGAAGACGCGCUGCGGGGAAGUAAUGAAAGCAGCAGUUAUCCCAUAAAUUAAAAGACCCCUAUCGAGUUCUUUGAUUCGAUAUCAAUAAAUUAUGGUCAAGACAUCUAAUGAGCGUGUUGUUGACAAUAAUUUGUAGAGUUUAUGAAUAAAAUUAGCAUACUUCUCGCGUCCAAGCAACGAAGUCGCGCGCUUAAAGUAGCGCGGUCACUAAGCCUUCAAAUUCAAAAUGGCGACCUCCAAGCCAAAGGUAGAGUUUGAAAAACCUACAAAGGGUUUUUUGGAUUGUAAUGUUUAGCAGCGCUACAACUCUUUGUGCUUUGUGGUUUACUUUCAAGUAAAUGAGUCAGUGUAAUGUUAGACUGCAUUAAUUCCUUACAGAUUGGAGGAGAGGACACAAAUAUCACAUUCGAAGAUCAACAACAGAUAAACACGUUCGCACGAAAAACUGCAAGAAUGCAAGAACUUCAGGACGAAAUAGACGCGAAAAAGGUAUGCAAGAAGGCGCAGCAUAAAAAAGGCCAGCAUUUCUUGGAAGCUUUGGAGUAAUGCUCCGUGGUUUAAGAUAAUGAUUUUCACUUUUUGCAACCUUCCUAAAAGAGCCUCACUGAGCUAUUCUUGGUUUGCAACCACGUGACAAGGCGACCAUGUUGGGGGGUCAAUACAAUAGAAAUUUUACUCAAAAAAUUUACAUCAAAAUGGAGUUUAGUUCCCAGGGGAGAGAAGUGCUUUUGUUCUUGACCGCCAACAUGGCCCCUGUGACAUCACAUGCAAACCAGCGAUAUUAAAUUUAAUUAAGCUUAUAUUACUAUAUUUUUGCUUCUCUCUCUGCAGAAAGAACUUCAGAAUCUUGAGGAUGCUGGUGAUGAGCUUUUGAUGCUAGAGGACGACACAGCACCAAUACCAUAUCCUUAUUUUCUUUUUUAAAAAAUACAAUGCUCACAUGUGGGUUCUGUGGUAUCUUUGAGCCAUCGCAAGCACUCAUCAUCUGACCCUCACUUCUGCCAUAAAGGGCAAGUAAGAGUACUCUCAUCAAGAAAGGUUUUGAUUCGAGCAUGUUCAAAACUCAGACCGGAUCAACUCAUUUACAUAUUCGGAAAACAAUGGGAACUAUUUUUCCUGUAAGUAUGUAAAUGAGGUGAUCUGGUCCAAGUUUUGUACCUGCCUGUUUUAUUCUGCAGUUCCCCCGAUGAUACAGCACACUGAAAGACCAAAGCUCAUGAUCUAUCUAUGUUACACUUACCCUAUCCCCACCAUCAACAUCAACCACUCUACCACCCUUGCACAGGUUUUCAUUAAGAAGGCUGCACUCUUAGAAACAAUUAAUUGUAGGGAACCCAAAGCUCUGAAACUAGCUGGAAACAUCUAGGGUCCUCAGUAUAUGAGUUUUACGCAAAACUUUAGAUUUUCUAGUUGCCUGAAGAAAAAGGUGAGUACUGUCAAGGCAGGGGGUUUCCGGGACUGUUCUUUUACCCUUUCCUUGCACCGGCCAAUAGUAUUAAGACUGGUAUUGCAAGACCUCUUUCAGGCAGAUUUGUCACAAAUGUCAUGAGAGAAGAGGAAACAUGUGGACUCAGCUUCUUACAGUUUUAUUCUGCAUUACAGCAGACAUUGCUUCUGAAUCAGGCUAAGGUCAUACUUCUUUGCACAAUUUUGGCUACUACCAAACACACUAGUGACUGAAAUUUAACAAGAGAUCACAACGAUGAGCAGCUUAAAACAGUAAAGCAACACAAAAAUGCAGGAAAGCUGCAAUAAGAAUGUGGACUGGUAGCUACUGCAAUGAUCUAGACUAUUUUAUUCCUUAAAGCUUGAAUUAAAAUUUAAGGGCUCCAAUUUUACCAAACCACCCCCUGGCCAACCCAUUCCUUUUUUGAGGGGAACUUUUUCAAAGAAGUUUUAAAAUCUACCAGAAAACAGUCUGCAUAGCUGGUAGGAUUGUUACAUACAGGGUACAUGUACUUUUUGGAGGUGGAGCUGUGAGGGAUUUUUUUUGGCAGCAAAACCUGCUAAAUCCUGCCAGGUUUGCAGGCUACCAUAAAACUUUGUCUUAUUUAGUUUUGCAGAAAAGUUGUUUGCUUUCUUAACAGUCCUUACUUAUAGAAUAGGGGAGGUGUUCAUUCACCUGUCUUCAGAGGAAACUCAGGAGUACCUGGAGAAUGCAAAAUCCAAGUUACAGGAAGAAGUCAAAUCUCUGGAGUCACAGUCUGGAGAAGUCAAAGCUCUUUUAGGAGAUUUGAAAGUGAAACUUUAUGCCAAGUUUGGUAAUAACAUAAAUUUAGAGGCAGAGGAAGAAUGA